Molecule: messenger RNA, 1300 nt
Organism: Hemiscyllium ocellatum (epaulette shark)
Lineage: Eukaryota; Metazoa; Chordata; Chondrichthyes; Orectolobiformes; Hemiscylliidae
Product: transcription elongation factor A N-terminal and central domain-containing protein
Exons: 2
Coding region: 111-1205 (364 amino acids)
Biological process (GO): DNA-templated transcription
Cellular component (GO): nucleus
Source: RefSeq, a predicted model, not a curated record
UCCAGUCCUGGAGGCUCGAUCCGGUUCGGCAGCGCCACCUGCAGGAGUCUCUGUUCCCCCGGCGUCAGGCGCCAAGAGCGAGCAGAGGGUGGGGAUCGGGGAGUGUGACAAUGAACAAUCUGAAAGAUGUAAUCCACAGAGCUCAUCAGAUUGAUAAGCUUAUUUCAGGAAACAGUAUCCAGGAGAUAAAAUUACUUUUGCAUGGUUUUGAGGGUAUUCCGGUCACCCCUGAAGUUCUGCAAAAUACUGACCUCGUCAGAGCUGUAUACAGAGUUUUAAAGACUUGUUCUGAUGCAGAUACCAGGAAGAAGGCCCGGAAUCUGUUGUCUGCAUGGAAGAAGCUUUACAGGAGCAGUGGCUUCCAGGAAAAGUGUCCAGAAGACAGACACUGUGCUUCCAGCAAAGAAAAGAGUGAGAAGACAGAUAAAAUUAAUGAGGGGACAUUAAAGUCUGAGCUGGGUGCAACUGAUUCUGUGAGUGGAAAGCCUGAACAGCAACCUGAAGACAACCAGGUCAUGACGGGAACUGAACUCAGCCACAGUCACCCCACAACAGAGAUGCUUCCAGAAACACACAAUGAAAAACAAUUUUCAUCAGGCCCAGAUUCAGUAAUUGGCUGUACUGCAGCUCCAAUCAAGCAGCCUACAUUUAUUCUCCAGGCUGUGCGGGCUAAGUGCAUAGAGCUUCUAUUCCAAGCACUAGUUGGUUCAGAAACAGCUGACGCCAGAGUGGUUGAAAUGUGGCAGAGUAUUGCCAACAAAGUGGAGCAAUUUAUAUAUACAUUGCACAUGAAGAAUGAUAAAAGGUACAAAGCUUGCAUUCGAAGCAGGAUUGCAAAUUUAAAGAACCCCAAAAAUCCCCAUUUAAGACAAAAGAUGUUAUCAGGGGAAGUAACUCCUCAAAUGUUUGCAGAGAUGUCUGUGAUGGACAUGGCAAGUGAUGAGCUGAAACAGCUAAGAGCAUCAUACACAAGCUCUGGAGUUCAGGAGCAUCAGCUACCUCAUGGGCUGGAAGGAACAAAGACCAACAAGAUUAGAUGUAAACGGUGUGAGAAAUUUAACUGUACUGUGACAGCAAUUGCCAGAGGCACACUUUUUCUUCCAGGUUGGGUGUGCAACAGAAACUCUGAUGAACAGACGAUGACUUUUGUCAUUUGCAACGAAUGCGGAGAAAAAUGGUAUAACAGUGGCUGGAUUUCUAUUUAGAUAUGGCAUAAGAUCUGAGGGGGAUUUGACUUAUUUAUUUUCUAACAGCUAGUGACUAUAUGUGUCUGUCAACAGCUAUGCAUCAGAUAUUAAAU